CCUUCUGCUUCUCCACAGGGCGUUACUGAAAGUACAGAGCUGGAAUUCACUAUCUCUAGUCCAGCCACUGUGGUUCGAGACAAUGAAUUUACCCAUUCCUUUACCGAGACAAGCUCCGCCUAUGCGAUACUACAUAGACGCAUUGAAUGCCAAAGCUUGAUUCAAGCCUUCCUGUUAAACUGUUUCCCAUCUCCUUGGCCCCAGGCAUCCCGCUCCUGGAUUCCCUUACUUGGGGAGUUGCGUUCCAAAAGUGAAGCACUGGAGAUGUCAAGCGCAGCAGUCGCAGCCUCGGCGCUUGGACAUAUGUUUCACGAUCAUGCCUUAGUCAAGCAAGGUCUGAGCUACUAUACACAGGGUCUUAGACAGCUACAGAAAGCAUUAUGGGAUCCUAGUCUCAUGCGAGAAGAUGGAACCCUGGCGGCGUGCAUGGCUCUAAGUCUGUAUGAGGCUCUUGAAUGUCCCAAUCUGGGAUCAGAAGGCUAUUUCAAUCACUGCCGUGGUCUUAUCGCUUUAAUCCAAUCCCGCGGCCAUGGGGCACAUUCUUCGGGCACGGGACAUCGAUUGUUUCUUGGUGUUCGAGUCCCAGGGAUUCUGUUCUCUUUGAUGAACCAUACAUCGACUAUUCUGUUCGAGCCCACUUGGAUGGAACAGCCUUGGGCAGAAAUAUCCAAAACGUCUCACGAUCGCGUUGUAGAUUGCCUCGCCCAAGCCCCUGUGAUUCUCGAGCGAGUGCGGUCAUUGCCCCAACUAAGUAUAGUCCAACAGCUCGAUUUACUCCACCGUUUGAUUGGUGAAUGCUGGCAAAUUGACAAGCAGUUGGAUGCUAUUCAUGAUGACAUGCGCCAAUCAACGUCGGACGUGCUAUACUGGCAGGUGCCCUCACAAACAGAGCCUUUCUUUGAUUUUAGGAAUUCUGGGGAUUUGUUCCCGGUCGUUUUCUGUUUUCUAAACGCCCAGGUAGCUGCUACACUGAUGCUUCUUUGGGCAACGCGAACGAUGCUGUGGUCGGGUCUUUCCAAUAUGUACCAGCACUUGGAAAGCGUCACAUCCCUCCAGAAACUAAGCUGUGUGGAUCUUGGGCAAGAUUUAGAUCAAAGUCCUCUUUUGGAAGAGAUGGGUACAGUCAAUCCUAUUGACCGUUGUGGAGCGUACCUAUCCGUGGGACAUCAAGUCUGUCAAUCUGUGGAAUACUUUCUCAAGGAUGAGAUGCUGCUAGCGGGGCCGUUAACUGUUAGCCCUGCACUUGGAAUUGUGGUUGAUAGUUUACGGAAUCGCCCUGGUCAUGAUAGAGAAAUUGCGUGGAUACAAGCAGCCCUGGUGGUAGUUCGGCGAAAAGGACUUCGUGUUCUACAAGAUGUGGAUAUAUAA
This is a messenger RNA of Penicillium coprophilum, 1368 nucleotides long. RefSeq lists its product as uncharacterized. The transcript has 2 exons. The record is from RefSeq and is a predicted model, not a curated record. Lineage: Eukaryota; Fungi; Ascomycota; Eurotiomycetes; Eurotiales; Aspergillaceae. The annotation marks the transcript as partial.